This is a messenger RNA of Punctularia strigosozonata HHB-11173 SS5, 1333 nucleotides long. Its product is annotated as NAD(P)-binding protein. Bases 12 to 1025 code for a protein of 337 amino acids. Gene Ontology annotation, cellular component: cytoplasm. The transcript is spliced from 3 exons. The record is from RefSeq and is a predicted model, not a curated record. Lineage: Eukaryota; Fungi; Basidiomycota; Agaricomycetes; Corticiales; Punctulariaceae.
CGAGGACGAACAUGUCGCUCCUGGUGCUAACAGCCGCUGAUGUCUCCCGAGUAAUACGAAACAUCGGCCACGACGAACUGACUGCUAUGAUGGGCAAGGUCUUCGCCGAUCUUUCCGCAAACCGCGGCAUCGUUGCACCUCACCGAACAUCGGUGCCCACUGCACGACACAAUGCCCUGUUUAUGCCAUCUCGACUCGGAGAUUGCACUGCAAUGAAAGUGGUCUCUGUGCCUACUUCGUCAAACGAUAGUCGGGGCUUACCCGCAUCUACAAUCGUCUUGGAUGAAGAUACCGGAGCCGUUCGAGCCAUACUGAACGCUGCUAGUUUGACUGCGAUAAGGACAGCAGCAGGAUCCCUCUUGGCUACAAAAUUGGUGUUUCGCGAAUCGACCAAACCAUUUCGGCUGGCUGCGUUCGGCGCUGGAAAGCAGAUCGAGGCGCAUGUUACGCUGCAUCUGCAGGCAUAUCCUUCGAUCUAUGCGGUGGAUAUCUUCAGCAGAACGGUCAACUCCCGCGUCACCGAUUUGAUAUCUCUGCUGCAGUCGCAUCAUCCUAGCGUCAGCUUCCAGGCUUUCAGCUCUUCUGACAAGGAGGCGAUGAGGCGCGUUCGAUGUUCAAACAUCAUAUGUUGCGCUACCUCGAGCACGCAACCGCUCAUCACCUGGGCCGACGUCUCCCCUUCGACCCACAUCAACCUCGUCGGUGCGUAUACACCCGCAAUGGUCGAAGCGGACGAAAGCGUGGUGAAAAGGGCGGGGAAGAUCAUAGUCGACUCCCGAGACGCUUGCGGGAUCGAGGCUGGCGACCUGUUGCAGGCAGGGCUUGUCGCUAGCGAUGUUGUGGAGAUAGGUGCUCUGGUAUCAUCCGGUGACAACAUCCAGCAUUCAGGGAUCGGAGGUUCAGAUGGCGUAACGAUUUUCAAGUCCGUGGGCGUAGGUGUACAGGACGUGGCAAUAUCGAAGUUGGUGGUUGAGCGCGCCGAAGAAAUGGGCUUAGGCACCGGGAUAGGCUCAUAUAACACAUGACCCGGCAUACUCUUCUUGGCUUCGGCGCGAGCAACAUCCACGGCCGCGAGGCUACAGGUUUGUAUCAAUGACCACCAUAGUGACCAAACACCAGCCCGUAUGAAUCACUACCGAUUGCACUAUACGAUACGACGUUGACAGAGGUAAAUGGCGGGAGGAUCAAACAAGACAUAACAUAUCGCACUCGAUGUUCCAGCGACUGACCCAACUUAAUAACGGACCACGUAGUAGUGCACUAUGCCGUGAUUCACACACAGGGAAAUCCGAAUCUUCGUCGGAAGGCAUACUCUACUCAAGCCAGUGCUCUG